AUGUCUUUCCGAAGCGAUGGCCAGCGCCGCUACGGCCAUGUGCCCCCAGUGCAAUAUCCUGUAGCCGACCAGGCCCAGGACCAAUCCUCCUACCCGGCGCGGCGACCUAGCUUCAACAACGGCGACGAUUCCUCCUUCUUCGACCAAGGUCAGGACCAAGCGACUCCCCAGGGCUACCCAGACGCGAGCGCUCCAUCCGUUAGAGGCCGAGAUGAGCUCUUCCUCACCAGCCCAACCGACCCCUCUGCGAACCGACCGAGCUAUGGCUCCGCCAACAGCGCCAUGUCAGGCUACCAGCACCAGUUCCAGGCCGCCGCACCGCCGACUCCCUCUCACUCGACCUACAACCCUCAGCACUUUGCGCGAUCGCAAUCCACGUCGCUGCCUUAUCAUCCUCAGCCCCCUGUUCAGCGUUAUAGCUCGACCAGUGCCGGGUCCAAUACCGCUGCCUCACCAACCAACUACACGCCAGCAGCCUACAACCCCGCGGCUUAUGCCAGUGCCACAAGCCCCCAGCGCGCACCCACCCAGCAUGGCUACAACAACAGCAACAACUACAACCAAGGCUACACCUCUCCGACCAUUCCCCAGGCCCCGACCUACGGCAUGUCGCCUGCCUCUACCUACAACCAGUCCUUCCCCCAGAGCGCUCAGGUGCCAGCUCGCCAUGAUCAACCGCUGCCAAGCCCCGGCUUCAGCUCGAAUGCGUCGACCACGUCGCAAACGCCAUCCUAUGAUCCCUCCUACAACCAGUCAUACGGCAACAACUACGGAAACUAUACGUCCAACGGGAACAACCCCGCGCCUGCUCCGUACCCGACCGGCACAUCACAGGCACCCUAUCCCCUCCAAUCUCACAUUCCUGUUGGCCCAGCGUACUCAGCCGAUCCGUCAUCAUUUUAUACCCGGACAUCUAGAUCUAAUUCAUCAACGUCGCCCCUCCAUUCACCCCAAAUUCACUCUCCUGGCCUGCAGCGACACCCCACGCAUGCGCCCCUGCCAAGCAGACCCAUGGACUACGUUUCCGAAGAGGCCACUUGGGAGCCGGAUGAGAGGCGGCACGAGAACGACCAAGCGCGCUACCAAGAAGAUAUCAUGCACGAUAUCGAGGCAGAGCUGGGUAGUAUCAACCGCCAUAGACCUGCCCCGGUGAAUGGCGGUCAGUUCUCCGACGACGAGCUGCAACAAUUGCGACGCUACACCACAAGCUCGACAACGCUUAAUCCUACAGACUCGUCCAAUGUCAGUCGUUUUUCAUCAAACGCAUCCACAAACCCGAGGGACAACGCCUCAUCUACGUUCGACUACGACGACGACGACGACGACCCAGAAGGCACCGCCGGUGUAUUAGCCAUGCAGCAAGCGGAGAUGGACGACCGCAGAUUCAGCACCGCAGCAGGAGGGCCGGGUCCGUACCCGUACACGGAGCCAGUUCCUGUCAGUACUGUCAGCACCAUGAACACCCUCCCACCACCUGCGGAAGAACAAAGCAGUGAUACCGACUACGGUGGAAUGGAUCUUGGCUUGUUCAGCGGUGGAUAUGCCGGUAAUCUUGCGUAUGGAAACAGCGUUGCUUCUCCGCCUGCAGACCAGGACGAAAACACCCAGAGGCCGCUGCCGGACCCCGCAACCUAUCCCCAGCCCUCUUAUGAUGCGUAUGAGGGCGCGCCGGCUUUCAAGGACGCUGGCGUGGACUACGGUGACACUGGCGGCUUGCAGCCGCCCACCGCUCACCGAUUAAGCUUUGACGAAGGCGAUGAGCGUGUAUCCCUGCAUUCUAGACAGAGCACCAAUGACUCGCCCAACAAAGAGGAAUAUCCUGAUAUUUUCUAUCAUCCUGGUCUCACGAAUCGACCGCUGCCAGCUCUCCCUCCGGCCCCAAGUAGCGACAGCGGUUCUAUGCUCUCCCCCCAGGGAUCGGUCAGCCACCGGCAUACUCAUGGGCAUUCACUCAGCGUCGACUCACGCCACAUGUACCCGCCAGAAGGUCCCGAGGCUUACUAUGGAGCUUCAGGCUCGGCAUCUCCCUAUCCGGAACGGUCCAUCUCCUUAUCGAGCCAUAGCAACACACCUCAGGUUCAUGCUCCAGCGCGCUCGCGCACUGAUGCGGCCGAGGAGCGGCGCAAGUUGUUCAAGCAGAUGACGCAGCAGCAACAGCAGCAGUACUUGACGGCGAACCACGGCAAUCCCCAAGAGGGCUACGAGUCAGGGACGCCGUCAUCCAUGACAUUUGACAUGAUCACGCUGCCAAGCGGGAGGCGGAGAAAGUUCGUGCCUGGGAAGCUCACUGCUGCAGAUUUCGGUAUAUGCACCGAGCCCUGGGCCCUCAGCGGCAUCGCUGCAUGGAUCCGCGAGAUGGCUGAUGGGGAGCCUGAUCUCAAGCAGAAAACGGUUGAAGAAGCCCUUGUCGCCCUGUUCACUGUUAAGGUGCCGACCAUUAAUGUGGCCGACGCCGAGGUGCUGUCAACAACGGUCGUGGAGUUGCUGCUGGACGCACAAAUCCUGAUUCCCGAGGAAGAAUGGGUCAAAUUUGGGCCAGGCACCGUUUCUGGCGUGUUAUGGCAACUUACUGGGUCUGGCUGUUACGCCUCAAAGCUUCACGAGAACGAGGCGCCCGGUCGCUGUUACUCCUAUCACUGCAUGAGGACGCUGAAGAAGGCGAAUCUCGACGACCUCAUGCUGGAUGAGACAAAGGUCGAGGGAUGGGCCGAAUUCUUCAAGGUUACCAAAGAAAUGGUCGAGGGUAAGCCGAAGAAGGAGGUCGAGCGACAAAACGUACUGCACGAGAUUGUCACCAGUGAGGAAACCUACAUGAACCAACUAGAGGUCUUGCGGGUUCUCUACAGGGACCAGAUCCAGCACGCGCCGAGCCCCAUUAUUGCGCCCAACCGAGUCGAUAAGUUCGUCGCUGUGGUCUUUGGUAAGGUUGACGCUGUGCUCGACGCCAACAAGGAGAACCUGCUGGCGCAGCUCAAGUACCGGCAGCAAGAGCAAGGUCCGUGGAUCGUGGGCUUCAGCGACCUGUUCCGCGAGUGGAUCCGCAAAGCUCGCGACGUCUACAUCGACUACGCCUCUCAGUAUCCGCAUGCUUCAUACCUUGUGCGCAGGGAAAAGGAUCGUAAUAUCAUCUUUGCCAAGUUUCUGGACGAAGUGCGCGGCCACAAACGCUCAACCAGGCUAGACUGGACGCAUUUCCUCAAGACACCCAUCACGCGGUUGCAACGUUACACAUUCUUGCUACAAACCGUUGAGAAGAACAUGCUUGUCGACAGCGAGGAGAAGGCAAACCUGGCGAAAGCCAUUUCGGAAAUCCACAAUGUCACGCUCGAAUGUGACCAGAAGGUGGCAGAGAUGCAGAAGAAGGUUGAGAUGAUGGAGCUGAACGCAAUGCUGGUAUUGCGCCCAGGUUUCCAUUCCGUCUUGAACCUCGACCACCUCGGCCGUGAGCUCAUCUUGCAGGGCGAACUGACAAGAAUGGGACACAAGGGUGUGCGAUGGGUGGACACGCAUGCGCUCCUGUUCGAUCACUACUUGAUCCUGGCCAAGCCGGUCAGUUCUCGUGACGGUAGAGGGGGCAGGAAGUUUGACGUGUCAAAGGAGCAAAAGGGUAUUGCACCUUUGGCACGAGGGGCGGGCGGGUCGACCCCGGAUAACCGGCUUGGUAAGAUCACGAGUAACGGCGGUGACCGCCCAACCUUGGAACACGCAGCCACGAGCUCGUCGAUUGGUUCGGUAAGCGUGAGCAGGUUAACACCCACCAUCUCGAACGACUCGAAAGACAAGAUCUUGUAUCCGUUCAAGAUCAAGCAUCUUGGUCACGAAACCUACACCCUCUUUGCCACGACGCCAGACAAGCGGGCGGACUGGGUGCAGAAGAUCAUUGAGGCCAAGACGCGGCAUGCCAAGGCGCUGUUCUCGCAAAACGCGGAACCAUUCCGACUACGAGUGCUGGCGGACAGCUCGUUCGCAUACGACUCAGUGUCGGCCAUUGGCAAGACUGCCGGCGUGCCGGUACGGGGCACGCCGUUGGACCGGGCGAUUCGUGAGCUCGAGCAGGUAUACGGGCCUGGUCGCGCGGCUCCGGUGUGCCGAGCGCAGGUCAACUGCGCCACCGGCUUCACAGCCUACGGUAAAUCAAUCAUUGCAAUCGGAACAGAUUACGGCGUGUACAUUUCCGAUACGACGGAUCCCCGAGGCUGGACAAGGACUGUUCAGGUAAAUCGGGUGACCCAGAUCACGGUAUUGGAGGAGUUCUCGGUCUGCCUGAUCAUUGCAGACCGAUCGCUCAUCUCGUACCCGCUGGAUGUUGUGGCACCCGUAUCAAACUUCCCAGCGCCUGUGCACGAUAACCCCCGGCGGGCGCCGCAACGGCUGGGCAAGGACGUGGCAUUCUUCGCCAGCGCACGGAUGAAGGAGCGGAUGCUCGUAUUCUACAAGCGCAAGGAGGGUAUGCACAACACAUUCAAGGUGCUGGAACCUGUGUUUCACAAGUCCUCGGAAAAGAAGUCGCGGUUAUUCGGAGGCCGGCGACCGGGAGGCGGCGCGACGGAAGCGUUCCGCGACUAUGACGAGUUCUACCUGCCGACGGAGUGCUACUCGCUCAACCUCUUCCAGUCUUACAUUGCCAUCUCGACGGCCAAGGGAUUUGAGCUUCUUACGCUGGACAAGAAGCAGCCCAUGUCGAUCCCGGACCUCAGGGAGCCGGCAAUUGCCAACAUUGCGACGCGUAUUCGAGACCAGCGGCCACUGGGCAUGUUCCGCCUCAACGACCAGGAGUUUCUGCUCGCGUACGAAGAUUGCGCAGUGUACGUCGAUAAGCACGGCGACGUCAGCCGAACGCUCAUCAUGGAGUAUUCUGGAAAGCAGAAGAAGGCGCGCGGGGCGACCAUGUACGGGCAGUACUUGCUGCUGUUCAAUGAGGACUACGUCGAGGUGCGGAACGCGGAGAAUGGGCGUCUGCGGCAGAUCAUCGCUGGACGAGAUGUCAAGUGUCUCGACUACGGCGUACGCGGGCCAACCGGAGGCACGUCGGUGAGCUCGACUAGCUGGCUACCGGGUCAAAGCCAGGCGCCAGGAGGCCAACAGCAGCUCGGCGAAGAGAGCAAGUCGACGGUCAAGAUUUCAAUGAGCCACCCGGAGAUUGCGGGCACGCAGAUUGUGCUUGAGAUGCUGCUGAACGACGGACACACGGAGAAGUAG
This is a messenger RNA of Verticillium dahliae VdLs.17, 5199 nucleotides long. Its product is annotated as Rho1 guanine nucleotide exchange factor 3. Gene Ontology annotation, molecular function: guanyl-nucleotide exchange factor activity. Lineage: Eukaryota; Fungi; Ascomycota; Sordariomycetes; Glomerellales; Plectosphaerellaceae. The transcript has 3 exons. The coding region runs from base 1 to 5199 and encodes 1732 amino acids. The record is from RefSeq and is a predicted model, not a curated record.